UAGGGAGCCUUUUACUCAUCCUCGUUGGAAUGUUCUUUUCUCUGGUCCUAUGGGGAGCCAGCAUGAAGAGACAGGCACAGUUUGAUCUGAGGACACCAAAGCAGUUUUCUCUUGAUCUGCCAGGCUGUACAGCUAUCGUCAGCGGAGACAUACAGGGCAAAGUGAGAGAAUUGGAAGCAAUUCUUGGAUCCAGAAAAGCAGAUACUUCUUUAACUGAGGACUUCUACCUCAAGUUGACAAAGAACUGUGAGGAUUAUAUUGAAGAAAGAGGAUUUAUCACAGCGCCCCUGAGUGAAGAGGAGAGAGAUUUUCCCAUUGCCUACUCCAUGGUGAUCCAUGACAAGAUUGAAAUGUUUGAGCGACUCCUGCGAGCCAUUUACACUCCUCAGAACAUCUACUGUAUACACGUAGACCAGAAAUCUUCAGAAGAAUUUCAAAAGGCUGUAGAGGUGAUAGUGUCCUGCUUUCCGAAUGUGUUUAUAGCAAGCAAAUUGGAGAGAGUGGUGUACGCCUCUUGGUUCCGAGUACAGGCGGAUUUGAACUGCAUGGAAGAUCUGCUCAACUCAAAAGUCCAGUGGAGUUACAUGCUGAACACCUGUGGGACAGACUUCCCCAUCAAAACCAACAGAGAAAUGGUCCAAGCACUGAAGGCGCUUCGUGGGAAAAACAGCAUGGAGUCUGAGCCUGCAAGUGACGCCAAAGCUGGACGUUGGAUUUAUCAUCACAAUGUCACCGACACUGUAGAACGAACAACUGUGACGAAAAGCCCUCCACCUAUAAGCAGCCCCAUGUUCUCAGGCAACGCUUACUUUGUGGUUACAAGAGCUUUUGUGGAGCAUGUGAUGCAGGACGGAGAGGUUCAGAGACUGAUGGAGUGGGAAAAGGACACAAACAGCCCUGAUGAGAGCCUUUGGGCCACCUUGCAGAGGAUGCCUUCUGUCCCUGGAUCAGUACCCACUAACAAGAAGUAUGAUGUAUCAGACAUGCUUGCCCUCCCUCGUGUGGUGAAAUGGGGAUAUUUGGCAGGAGACAUGAGAAAAGGGGCUCCCUACUAUCCUUGCUCUGGGGUCUACAGGAGAUCAGUUUGUGUUUAUGGAGUUGGAGAUCUUCAAUGGCUCCUAAAUCAACAGCAGCUCUUUGCUAAUAAGUUUGAUCCUGCGGUUGAUGAUUUGGUUAUUCGGUGUUUAGAGUCAGUUUUGCGUUUCAGAGCUUUAGACUAUGAUUAACUAUCAACUCAACAAUAUUCCUAUGAUAUAUUGAGCUUUAAAUUCAUU
Molecule: messenger RNA, 1274 nt
Organism: Notolabrus celidotus (New Zealand spotty)
Lineage: Eukaryota; Metazoa; Chordata; Actinopteri; Labriformes; Labridae
Gene: gcnt3
Product: glucosaminyl (N-acetyl) transferase 3, mucin type
Exons: 1
Coding region: 30-1226 (398 amino acids)
Cellular component (GO): membrane
Molecular function (GO): acetylglucosaminyltransferase activity
Source: RefSeq, a predicted model, not a curated record